UGGAGCUUUUUUUAUACUAAAGUUCAGUCUGGGGGGUUUUCGUGUCCCUUGAAGAAGCGCUGCUUAGGGUAGUCACCAUGCUCUUCGUAGGCUCAGCUGCCAGCAUGUUGUGGUCUUUGCUGUACUUUUUCUACAAUCAUGUCCUCCUGGUCAGCAUUUGUUGCUUUGUGGCCUCCACAGUGGUGCUGCAAUGUAUGACGCGAAUCCGCAGCUCCAUGAAGAUCGACCGAGCGCAGAAACUGCGGGAUCAGGCUCUCCGACUGAUGGAAAAACAUGGCAGCGACUUCAAAAAACAGCACGGUGAUGUGGAUGCGAGUGGGAUCCUCUCGCUGACCCUGUGUGAACUGGCCAGUCAGUUGAAGAGCGGUUCGCUGUCUCCGGAGGCCGUGCUGCACGUCUACAUAGAGAAGGCUUUGGAAGUGACGCGGGAAGUGAACUGUGUGACGGAUUUCCUGGCAGAGUGCGAGGCGCAGCUGCAGGAGCUCAAGAAGCAGCCGGAGAAAGGUCUUCUCUAUGGAGUGCCGAUCUCCCUGAAGGACAACUUGGGAUACAAGGGACAUAACAAGCACUGCGGUCUGGUCCAUUUCCUGGGAACGCUAGAUGCCGAGGACAGUGCGCUGGUCCAUGUGCUGAAGAAACAGGGAGCCAUCCCAUUCGUGAAAACCAACGUUCCCCAAUCUCUGAUCAACUUUGAUUGCAGUAACUCCAUCUACGGACAGACUCUGAAUCCGCACAAUCACAAGAAGACGUGUGGGGGCUCUAGCGGGGGUGAAGGUGCUCUGGUCGCAGGGGGCGGAGCCAUCCUUGGAAUCGGCACUGAUGUUGUUGGAAGUAUCAGAAUGCCGUGUAGUUUCUGUGGAAUCUGUGGCCUCAAACCCUCCGGAAAUCGGCUGAGUGAGAAAGGAUUGCUGUCUCCAGUCAGCGGGAUGAAAUCAGUUGUCAAUAUGCCGGGCCCCAUGGCACGAGAUGUGGACAGCCUGGCCCUGUUUAUGAAAGCCGUUCUCUGCGAUGAAUUCUUCCAGAUGGACCACACCAUCCCACCGAUACCGUUCAGAGACGAGAUCUAUAAAUCCACAAAGCGUCUGACCAUUGGAUUCUAUGACACCGAUGGAUAUUUCCUCCCCCAUCCGAGUGCCAGGCGAGCAAUCCAGGAAACAAAAACCCUCCUGGAGGAGGCGGGACACAAGCUGGUUCCCUUUACUCCCCCUAGAAUUGAAUACGCCCUGAACGAGCUCUGCAUCCGCGGAUUCUUCGCUGACGGGGGGAAGACGCUGGUAGAGAAAUUUAAGCCGGACGUGGUGGAUCCUCACCUGAAGCAGCAGCUCCUCCUCUGGAGAAUCCCGGGCAUCCUGAAGAAGAUCGGGGCGUUCUUUCUGAGGCCCAUGUACCCGCGAAUUGCCAACCACCUGGAGGCGCACAGCGGAGUGGGCUCGGUGAAGGGUCUCUGGAAACAUUACACGGCUAUUCAGGAAUAUCGCAACGAGUUCGUCGGUGAAUGGAGGAAGCUCGGUCUGGACGCUCUGCUGUGUCCUUCGCUCAGUCCGGCCUUCAAUAUCGGAUCACCCGGGAAACUCUUUGCCGGAUUCAGCUUCACCAUGCUCUUCAAUGUCCUGAAUUUCCCGGCCGGAGUUCUUCCCGUCACCACGGUCAGUGCCGAGGACGAGGAGGAGCUGAAACAUUAUAAAGGAUAUUAUAACGACCUCUGGGACAAGGAGAUCAUCCAGGCGAUGGAGGGGGGUGUCGGCCUCCCGGUGGCGGUUCAGUGUGUGGCACUACAGUGGCAGGAAGAGCAGUGCCUCCGCCUGAUGAAGGAAGUGGAAAGUGUCACCCGCGAGAAUGCGAACAAGUGAUGACUCCGCCCACAGUGAACAAAAACUUCACUAACCUGCCCCUCCCCCCAGCCAACCACAGCAAUCACUGAUCCCACCUCCCCCCCACCAUAAUCACUGAUCCCACCUCCCCCCCACAAUAAUCACUAAUCCCUCCCCCCCACCAACCACAACAAUCACUGAACCCCCUCCCUCUCCAACCACAACAAUCACUGAUCCAACCUCCCCCACAACAAUCACUAAACCCCCUCUAACCACAACGAUCACCGAUCCCCCUUAACCCACAAUAAUCACUACCCCCCCCCCCCCCCUCCAACCACAACAAUCAGUAAACCCCCUCCCUCUCCAACCACAACAAUCACUGAUCCAACCUCCCCCACAAUAAUCACUAAUCCCCCCCUCCAACCACAAUAAUCACUAACCCCCCUCCAACCACAACGAUCACCGAUCCCCCUUCUCCCACAAUAAUCACUAAUCAAUGAUCCCCCCCCCCCCAACCACAACAGUUAUUGAAUUCUCUGCCAGCAAACCACAGCACUCACUGACCCCCCCCCCCCCCCGAAUAAUCAUUUAUCCCCCUCACUAACCAAAAUAAUUACUGAUUCCCUUCCAAACCAACCACCGAUCCUUCCACUGAUCCUCCCUCUCCCCACCAACCACAACAAUCACUGAUGUCCUCCCAAUCCUGUACCAAUUACCAAUUAACCCCCCCAAACCAGUUACUGAUCCUCCACCCCUCACCAACCACACCACCUCUCUGAUCCCCCCUCCCCUCGCUGCCGUUCUUCGUCAUUGUGCUCCGUUGGCUUCCAUCCUCCCCCCCCCCACAUGAAGAUUUUGGACUUCUGCCCUCCUGAUGACCCUCCGGUGUUGGUGAAGCCGAAUCAGGAGGUCUCCUUGCCUUCUAUCUGCCCCCCCCCCCCCCCAGCCCUCUGGGGUUGAAUUGGUUUUGUCCCGGGAGAUCUCCACUUUGCCUUCUGGAACAAUCAUUCAUGGAGGAAGAAAUGUCCAACCUGGAAAGAGAUUUCCUUGUUAGAAAUAAAAAAACAUUUGGAAGUUU
Messenger RNA from Rana temporaria (common frog), 2889 nucleotides. Its product is annotated as vitamin D3 hydroxylase-associated protein-like. The record is from RefSeq and is a predicted model, not a curated record. The transcript is spliced from 15 exons. Gene Ontology annotation, biological process: fatty acid catabolic process. Bases 78 to 1850 code for a protein of 590 amino acids. Gene Ontology annotation, molecular function: amidase activity; fatty acid amide hydrolase activity. Lineage: Eukaryota; Metazoa; Chordata; Amphibia; Anura; Ranidae.